AUGUGGGAUGGACAACCAGUUCCCCCAGAAGUAUUUGAGUGCGGUCCGGAGUAUGAAGCAGCCUUGAGGCCUUGGCAUCAUCGUUUGAAGGUACUGGGUCUACCUCCAGAGUGGGAGUAUGCGGCUCCAUCCGAGGAGAGCAGAUCGGGGUCGUGCCCGGAUGGUUGGAUCCCCAUUCACGUGGAGUAUGUGAAGCUGGGGUUGCGGUUUCCCUUGCCCUCUUUUGAUGCUUUCCGGUUAAUUUAUAAUAUCCGAGAUUCGACCAAAUGUUGGUCUAUUGGGUGGCGGGAGAAUGCCGUCGCCUUAAUUACAGGGUCGCCAAAGUUGGACUCGCCUUGGUAUAGGGAGUAUUACUUUGCGCGUCCGUCUGGCCAGUGGUAUUCGGUUGAGACCGCACCUCUGACUAGGUAUGCUGCUGGGUCGAAAGAUGCCUGGUGUUCAUCAAAUCAGUUUCCUCAGUCGGUGAGGGAUCAUGUUAACUGCAUCAUUGAAGGAGUUCAGUUUCGUGUGUUCCCUAGUGGUUACGGGAGCGCAUAUCAGCUUGUGCGCGAUUUUUAUGGUUUGAAGACGCUGGCCGAUGCGGUUAGACCGAAGAAGAAGAAAAAGGCGAUUGGAAGCCGAGUGAACCGCGGGGCGGCCGUCCUCGACUGCGGUUGCGGGGACCUCGUUGCAUGUUUCCUAGCUCCUACAAGACACGGCUUUGUCUAG
Messenger RNA from Linum trigynum, 708 nucleotides. NCBI's taxonomy places the organism in Eukaryota, Viridiplantae, Streptophyta, Magnoliopsida, Malpighiales, Linaceae. The record is from the annotation of a GenBank genome assembly.